GGUAGCCGGGAAAAUCGAUGAUGAACAGGGGGGCACCCUACCUAGCCGCGAAAGCGAGCGAGCACGGCUGCACCGCCGGAGAGGAUGGAGCAAAGACCGAAAUAUCGAUUUUUAGGCCCCUACGCGGCGGUUCGAUGCUCAUAUCUGCCCCGUGUCCCGUAUCCGCGCGAAGCGCCUUUCAAAACACCAACGACGCGUGCGAGACACACCGUAGUGACGCGGAUCUCGUCCGGGAAUUAUCGUGCAAUUAAAUACGUGGGGAUACGCCGGAGUGACGUGCGUUUCCCAAGUACUGGCCGAUGUCGUCAGAAAAAAUGGCCAUCGCUGCUUCGGAGAAUUAUCAACUUAAGUGGCACAGCUAUGGCGCGCAUUUGCACAGCUCUGUCGCGACGUUACUGCACUCAGAAUCCUUCGCAGAUGUCUUAUUAGCGACGUCCUGUGGCCGACACGUGGCGGCCCAUCGAUUUGUCCUUGCCGCUUGUUCAUCGUACCUAAGCCACAUUUUUCAAACAUGUCAUUUCGGAGCGAAUACAAACGCUCCGAUAAUUGUGGUAUUACCGACUGAAAUCGGAUACCGCACGCUGAAGAUCCUGAUUCAAUACAUGUACAGCGGAGAAGCUACCGUGACGAACGAUCAACUGGAGGGUGUACUGAAAGCCGGUGAUAUACUACGCGUUCGUGGAUUAUGGAGAUCGAAUACCGGCAGUAAAAAGGAGAACAUACAAUCGAACAACCAGAAGGUCGAUCGGGAUAAAAGGGAGCAACCGCCGUUAACCGGUCAAAUACAAAAGAUUAAGUUGGUUCACCCGUCGACGGAGAAGGUAGUUGAAAAUGUACAACAGACGACACCGACGCAAAACAACGUUCAACCUCAAAAACCUACCUCGGAAAGAAAGAGUAUCGAGAAGAUCGACGAGAAGAUCAGCGAGCCGGAAACUAAGAAAGUGUUGGAGGAAAAUAAGAAUAACGAACACAACAAAAACAAGGAGAACCUGGAGGCCAACGGGAAGAAAAGAAAAACAACCGUCAACAGCGAUGUAGAAUCCAAUAAAUCUAAAAGCGAGGACGGUGAAAAUACGGAGUUGAAUCUGGAGCUUUUAGUAAAAGACGAACCAAUCUGGGAGGAAACUAUUGAUCCAUCGGAAUCACUGACGAUAGACCAUGAGAUUGAUAUCAAACCGGAAAUCGUACACAGCGCGGACGAAGAGGAGGAGUAUACGCCAUUAACGUGCGACAUGUGUAGUCAAACGUUUAAUCGGCCAUCCGAUUGGGUGAGACACAUUGAAUUUACGCACGCUGAUAUGACUGAAAAUCGAAGGAAAAAAAGGAAGGACGAUGUAGAUGACGACAGCAAGGAUUUUCCACCUUUAAAAUGUGACCUCUGUGGUAAUAUGUACUCGACGCCUCAAGAAUGGGUACGUCAUAUACAAACGGAACACACAGAAGAGCAAUUAGCCUUAAUGAACAACUCCGCACCACCUAAGCCAAAAAGAGUUCACAGUCAUCAAAAAUUGUGCAACAUUUGUCAAAAAGAAUUUCCAAGCCACGCAUCGAUGGUAAUUCAUCAAAGAACACAUACAGGGGAGAAGCCUUUUCUCUGUUCCUAUUGUAAAAAAGGCUUUAAUGUAAAAAGUAAUUUGCUAAGGCAUCUAAGGACAUUGCAUGACAAGUAUGUACAUCCCAGUUUAUAUGGGAGUAAUGGUAACUCGAAUGCUUAAGCCCUUAUAAUUUUCCGAUGUAAAUGUUCUUUUUCUUGUUAGUAUCUCAUUUGCAAAGUAAACGUCACGCACUACUCUAGAUACUUGUGAAAUCAUGCUCACAGACUGAAGGUAUAACAUAUGCAUUGAUAAUCCUGCAUAAGCAUGUUAAAUUGGUCCAAAGAAUUAGAUGUUAUCAUAGUACGCGUGGCAUCUUCUUUGAAAAUGAGCAACCGUUCAAAGCUGGACAAAUUUUCUUAAAAAUUAAACGAACAAUUUGAAGUAUACCUUUCGCGCAUUAAAUUUCGUAAUCUUAUUUACUAAUAACAACAUGUAUUCGACAUUCUAUUAUAUCAAUGUACGAAUGAUUAUUUUACUUUUAAAUUCGAAACUAUUUUGUUAAAAACACAAAAGCAAUAUCAGGGCUUUAAAACCAAAGAGGCUGAUUACUAUUGCCAAAGUGUCUUGUUUUGUUGCAACUACAAUUCAUUUUUCGAGUAUAGGCGGCAUACCAAAAGUAUUUAUUUUGAUUAGAAGUUUCAUUUAAACAUGUAUGAAUAAGAAUGACGAUAUACAGGUCUUCGCAGUAUGUGCGUGUAAAAUAAUUCAUAGUAUAAAUCAACAUUUAUUGAUUAAUAUUUAAUUAUUUAGUAACUAUACGAGAUCCAAAUUGUGUAAGAUUUAACUGUAUACUUCUAGGCUAUUCCAUCCAUGGUAGCCCUCUUAUUCCCUCAGCUCGUAAGCUAAUUAUGUAUUUUUAUAUUAAACUAGCUUAUACACAAAAGGUAUAAGAAAUAAGAUAACUAAAGUAAGUGAAAAAUUUGAACUUCAAUUAGGCUAGGAUAUAAGGAUAACACAUAAUUCAAAAAUUUAUCAAAUGUUUUGGAAAUAUAUUGAGUUCUUCUUACAUAUAAAAAAACGCAAUAUUAUCAAAAUAUUGUCACAGUUUAUGAAACGGUAACAAUAUAAAUCUUACAAGAAUGACACCAUAUUACCAUGUUAAUCAUGAUCGUGUCACUCUACUAUGAAUCUUAGUGUCAAUUCUACGUUGCGCUAACACUGUGACGAGCCAAAUGACUUUUAAAUGUAAAAUUUAAAUAUAUUACCUUCAAAGUA
Hylaeus volcanicus is the source of this 2813-nucleotide messenger RNA. Its product is annotated as zinc finger protein Xfin. The record is from RefSeq and is a predicted model, not a curated record. The coding region runs from base 300 to 1718 and encodes 472 amino acids. Gene Ontology annotation, biological process: regulation of transcription by RNA polymerase II. The transcript has 6 exons. Lineage: Eukaryota; Metazoa; Arthropoda; Insecta; Hymenoptera; Colletidae. Gene Ontology annotation, molecular function: protein binding. Gene Ontology annotation, cellular component: nucleus.